AAUUAUUUUUUAUCUCAGUAAAAUUUGCGUUAAAUUUGCCAAAUGUAUCAUGUACCGCUGAUGUGAUGGAAUGAGUCAAUGGGGCAUGCCACUUGAUAAUAACCCGCCGCAAAAAUACUGCGUCUCUUGCGCUUCUUAAUAAGUAUUCUCUUUACUUAUUCAUUGCUUGAACUGGACUCUUUCUGUUAGUAAAUAUUUUUUCCGUUAUUAUCUCUCUCUCUAUAUAUACCCGUCGGUAUAUAUCUUAGUUUUGAAGCUGUGAUCUAAGAAACACCAAUAUCUCUGCCAUCGCAGAGGCGAAGUUCCUGGAACUUCUUAUAAGAAAUCGCUCCAUGUAAUACUUCUCUCAAUGUAAUACACACAUUUCUUAUAUCAUUGAGUCCCUUCCAUACAGACAGCAAUACACAAUGACUUCAUAAAAUUCUAAUUCUAAAUCAUUGACUCCCUUCCAUAGAGACAGCCAUACACAAUGCCUUCAUAAAAUUCUAAUUCUAAAUCAUUGACGCCCUCUUCCAUAGAGACAAGUAUACACAAUGACUUCAUAAAAUUCUAAUUCUAAUUCUAAAUUCUUGAUGAUUCCUACCUCUGCACAAUAAAGGGCAAACCGCUUUUGCAUCAACACAGACUUCAGGGUGAAACUUUUCUAUGAGCGUCGUCCGGUUUGCUUGUUGUCCAGAAAAGCUGAAAAGACUCGCGCAGCCCAGCCAGGAGAAGCCAAAUUGUCGUGGAAAUUACACAACACUCGCAGACUCGUCCUCUGAAGACAGUGAGUUUUCGGAGGCACCAUGGCAGAAGCUCACCAGGCAGUGGCCUUUCAAUUUACUGUCACUCCAGAUGGCAUUGAUUUGCACCUGUGUCAUGAGGCCUUACGGCAGAUCUAUCUUUCUGCCUUACACUCCUGGAAAAAGAGGUUCAUUAGGUUCAAGAAUGGUGUUAUAACUGGAGUUUAUCCUGGAAGUCCUUCUGGGCUCCUAGUUGUGGUUGGGGGUUAUUUGACCUAUACAAAGUAUGCAAAGAUAGACCCAACUUUAGGACUCUUCACUAAACUGGCCACUAAUUUACCAGUCAGUAAGUACAUAACGGAGGACACCCAGCAUAUCAUUGGUGGAAUGUUGAUUGGUACAGGGGUUUGGGUCACUGUCAUCUUUAUCAUGAGGAACAUCCUGAAAUCUCUGCUGUCCUGGCAUGGCUGGAUGUACAAUCGCCAUGGGUCCAUGUCCAUAAGUACCAAAAUCUGGCUGGUACUGGUGAAGUUGUUCUCUGGACCUAAGCCAAUGCUGUACAGUUUCCAGAGCUCAUUGCCACGCCUACCCGUGCCCCCUGUGACGGACACAGUGCAAAGAUACCUUGAAUCAGUGCGUCCUCUAAUGGAUGAUGAGAAGUACAAACGUAUGGAAGGACUGGCGAAGGACUUUGAGAAGAACUUGGGCCCCAAACUCCAGUGGUACCUGAAACUCAAGGCCUUUUGGGCCUCCAAUUAUGUCAGUGACUGGUGGGAGGAGUAUGUUUACCUGCGAGGACGUGGACCGAUCAUGGUCAACAGCAACUACUAUGCAAUGGAUUUUUUGUACGUAUUCCCUACUAAUGUGCAAGCUGCCAGGGCGGGAAAUGCCAUUCACGCCAUCAUGCUUUACAGGAGGAAAUUAGACCGAGCUCAGAUCAAACCUGUUUACUUGCUGGAGAACAGAGUGCCGUUGUGUUCAGCACAGUGGGAGCGGAUGUUUAACACAUGUCGCAUCCCAGGCCUGGAGACAGAUAUCAUCCAGCACGUGAACGAGAGCAAGCACAUUGUGGUUUUCCACAAGGGCCGCUUUUUCAAGGUGUGGAUGUUUUACGACGGCCGCUUGCUGUUGCCCAGGGAGAUUGAGCAACAGAUGGAGAGGAUUCUGGCAGAUACGUCCAAGCCUCAGGCUGGAGAGGAGAAGCUGGCUGCACUUACUGCAGGAGACAGAGUGCCGUGGGCCAAGGCCCGCACUGAGUUUUUCAGUAGGGGAAAGAACAAGCAGUCCCUGGACGCAGUGGAGAAGGCUGCCUUCUUCGUCACGUUGGACGACACAGAGCAGCGUUACGAGCCUGAUAACCCUGUGCGCUCCCUGGACAGCUAUGCUAAAUCUCUGCUUCAUGGAAAAUGCUAUGACAGAUGGUUUGACAAGUCGUUUAACCUGAUUGUGUUUAAGAAUGGCACAAUGGGUUUGAAUGCUGAGCAUACCUGGGCUGAUGCCCCCAUUGUGGGCCACCUGUGGGAGCAUGUGUUGUCUAUGGACCCUAAAAAGCUGGGCUACACUGACGAUGGCCACUGCAAGGGCAAACCACAUCCCAAUCUGCUUGGACCCCAGCGCCUACAGUGGGACAUUUCAGAGGAGUGUCAGUCUGUGAUCAGCAGCUCUCUGAUGGUGGCUACUGCCUUAGCAGAUGAUGUAGACAUGCACAUCAUCCCGUUCAACAACUUUGGCAAAGGUUUAAUCAAGAAGUGCAAGACCAGCCCAGACGGCUUUAUUCAGAUCGCACUCCAGCUCGCUCACUUCAGGGAUAAGAGCAAGUUCUGCUUGACAUACGAGGCCUCUAUGACGCGUCUGUUCCGUGAAGGCCGCACUGAAACCGUUCGCUCCUGCACCAUGCAGACUUGCGAGUUUGUUCAUGCCAUGAUGGAUGAAAAACAGACAAGAGAGGAAAGGCUGAGACUUCUGAAGGUUGCAGCAGAAAAGCACCAGGACCUCUGUAGAAUGGCCAUGACUGGCAAAGGCAUUGAUCGCCAUAUUUUCUGCCUCUAUGUGGUGUCCAAGUACCUGGGAGAUGACUCAGCCUUCCUCAAAGAAGUGCUGUCUGAGCCAUGGAGACUGUCCACCAGUCAGACUCCUCUACAGCAGGUAGACCUCUUUGAUUUGAAGAAGCACCCAGAGUAUAUCACCAGUGGAGGCGGCUUUGGACCGGUGGCAGAUGAUGGUUAUGGCGUGUCAUAUAUCAUUCUUGGAGAAGACUUAAUCAACUUCCACAUAUCCAGCAAGCGUUCCAGUCCAGAGACUGACUCUCACCGCUUCGGGAGCCACAUUAAGCAGGCCAUGCUCGACAUUCUUGAUCUUUUCCAGUUGGACAAGAAGGCUGUCAGCUAAACUGUUCUUCUCUCUCCAUAUAUAAAAAGGGUUUCAUUUCAUCGCAUUGCUCUACAUGUUAGAAGAUUGUAAAAAUUGUUGAUUUGUAAUUUAUGAUUGAUAAAACAAGAGAUGGGGAUAUUAAAUAUCAUCAAUAAUGCAUGGAAAAGGAGAUUAUAUUCAUGUUGUGUUCAGGUUUAAGUGUGUAAACUGAAAGGAACUAUUCAGUGGGCCCUCGUUUAUAAUGGAUUGCACCAGCCUUCCUUUGUCUUUUAGUAAACACGCUGAAUUUCUCAGCUUACAGAACCCAUAUCUCUUCUUUUAUAUCGAACUGAAUGGCAGUUGCAACUUCAAAAUCCAGAUAACACUCUGGGGGCAAAAACCCAAUAUCUUUUUGUGCUGUGUCAAUGCAAAGCAAAUACAAUGCAAUGUUUCUAGCCGGUAUUUUACUGCUGAACCUGAGGGACAUAUGACAGUGGCUAAGGACAGCCACUAGGGGGCGGCCUUAGAGAAUUUACGCUUGGAGUAUUUACUUGAAGGAAAUUAUUUUAAAGAUAUCACUGUCAUUAGAUUUCUUAUAGAAGUAAGUAAUUACACCUGAUAUAAGAUUAUGAUAUAUAAUAUAGUAAAUUAUAUUACAGAUAUAUCUAUUAAAAGUGUCCAUUAAAACCAAUUCCUGUAAGCACAACUCAGGCAAGUGUUUCUGAUUCUGCACCAUGAGGUGGAAAAAACAACUAACUCUGGAUACAAGCAGUGAAAGCACAUAGCUGCUUUAUGAAUGGUUAAAAAGUCUCCAGAGUUAAACUCUUCAGGUUACUGCAAGCCUUUUCAAAUGAGUCUACAAACAAGGGAUAAAUGAAAUGUGUGUAUGCUGUUCAUUCUGAAAACAUGCUAUAUAUUUAUCUAUUGUUUUCUGUAAUUCAUGAAAGGGUUGUACCCAUGAGUUGCUUUACUUGAUUAGUCUGAAUGGAAAGUGUAACUGAACUGUGUUGUAUAUGGUAACUAAUGUAUUUAUAUGACAUUAUCCACAGAAACAGCUGUCAUACCACAAAACAAUAAAACAUGUCAAUGUCAAAGAA
Ictalurus furcatus (blue catfish) is the source of this 4168-nucleotide messenger RNA. It is a transcript of the gene cpt1ab, whose product is annotated as carnitine palmitoyltransferase 1Ab (liver). Gene Ontology annotation, cellular component: mitochondrion. Gene Ontology annotation, molecular function: carnitine O-palmitoyltransferase activity. Bases 786 to 3110 code for a protein of 774 amino acids. Lineage: Eukaryota; Metazoa; Chordata; Actinopteri; Siluriformes; Ictaluridae. The record is from RefSeq and is a predicted model, not a curated record. Gene Ontology annotation, biological process: carnitine metabolic process; fatty acid metabolic process. The transcript has 19 exons.